This is a messenger RNA of Miscanthus lutarioriparius, 1497 nucleotides long. NCBI's taxonomy places the organism in Eukaryota, Viridiplantae, Streptophyta, Magnoliopsida, Poales, Poaceae. The record is from the annotation of a GenBank genome assembly.
AUGGCGCUCCGUCUCUCUGCUCCGUUCCUCACCUCGCGCUUUACGCCGUCGCAGGCGUCGGGCCCGCGCAGGCGCACCCGGGCCCGCUCUUUCUCUCCGUCCGCCGAUGCGCGGGCCGCGUGCUUCAGGAGACCCUACACGUCUGUUCUAAUUGUCCCCACGGGCGUCGGCGCGGUCGUCGGGGGCUUCGCCGGCGACGCCCUUCCGGUUGCGCGGGCCGUCACCGGCGUCGCCGACUGUGUCAUAUCCCACCCAAACGUAGGCUUGGUGUUGGAUUCUGGAAUCGAGGAAGACCUCCGGCUGCGCCACUUGCAGGUUGCAGAUGCCACUAGGGCUUCUCUUGGCUUGCCUGUAGUGGAGUACAUUGUCACAGAUGCUCCUCUGGAGAUCAAGACAUGGUUUGAUCCCAGGUGUGGGAAGUCGACAGGGAGUGUUGGUAACUCUGAUUCUCUUCUGAGAGCAGUUGACGCACUAGUGAAUCAUUCAGAUGUGAAUGCUGUGGCGGUAGUUGCACGCUUUCCAGAUGAUGACCCAAAAGAUUCAGAUUGUUACCGGGAAGGAAAGGGUGUUGAUCUAUUGGCAGGAGUUGAAGCAAUUAUCAGUCAUCUAAUUGUGAAAGAAUUCAAAAUCCCUUCUGCACAUGCUCCUGCAGUGUUACCCCCACCACUCAGCCCAAUAGUAUGCCCUAGAUCUGCUGCUGAAGAGAUUGGAUAUACAUUUCUGCCUUGUGUGCUUGCUGGGUUAAGCAAUGCUCCACAGUAUGUCAUGAGGAAAGGAACCUUGGACAAUGGUUGCAUAGUGGCUGGUGAUGUUGACAGUGUUAUUCUUCCCAAAGACUCUUGUGGAGGAGAUGGUACACUUGCUUUUGCUCGAGCUGCAAGAAAGAACAAGCCCUUAAUCAUUACCGUACAGGAAAAUGAGACAGUGCUUGAUGAUACUCCAGACAGGUUCGGCAUAGAAGCGCUGAAUGUCCGGAACUACUGGGAAGCGAUUGGAGUCAUUGCUGCUCACAAGGCAGGUGUCAAUCCAAAUGCUCUUAGAAGACAAGGGAUUGAUCAUCUUAAGAGCUCUAGACAAUUAUACUCUGCUCACUCUUCAAGUCCUAAGCCUUCUGCCCGUCCUCCAGUGCACGAUAAAAUGGUUUCCAAAACCAAAACUUAUCUGUUGAAUCAUUUGCCAUUCAACCACUCAAUCCACGGCCCCUACCUUGUUCCUUCCGUGACAAGUGGAACAGUGAGAGAUUGUGUACAAGGUGCCAAAGGCCACCAUGGAUUCAGGAACCGACCGGACCCCAUAACUACAGAGCACGCAAGCACAAUCAGAAGCAGCACGGGCGAGAUACGCCAGCCAGGUCUAUUCAUGGAGAUCAACAAAGAAGCACUUGAAGCUGGAGCAAACACAAUGCUGAAGAUCGCAGCUUCUCUACUGGGCAAGAAGCUGGGCAAGGAUGGACAACUGCUGUCGAAGGAUGGUGGUGAUGACAACAAGCAGGGAUGA